Molecule: messenger RNA, 1062 nt
Organism: Oryzias melastigma (Indian medaka)
Lineage: Eukaryota; Metazoa; Chordata; Actinopteri; Beloniformes; Adrianichthyidae
Product: OCIA domain-containing protein 1
Exons: 7
Coding region: 132-941 (269 amino acids)
Cellular component (GO): endosome
Source: RefSeq, a predicted model, not a curated record
CACAAUAACUUCCGGGUCAUAUGAGUUGCCCGGAGCAAUGACAUUGUACCAAACAUUAAAUAGUCAGCGUCUUUAAACGUCUUAAACUACAUGUUUUGAAGUCAAAGUUGGGUUCCGGCGUUGCUGUCAGCAUGUCGUCGACCUCUACAGGUUUCCCGGAGGAGCAGCGGCGCACAGUAGCUCCGGCACAACUUGGUGUGGACUACAUCCCCACGAUAGACGAGAGGAGAGUGCUGAAAGAAUGCAACCAGGAGAGCUUCUUUUAUAGAUCGGUGCCCUUCUCUGUGAUCGGCAUGGCCGUCACUCAAGCCUUAGUCUCCAGAGGUAAAGUGAUUUCUGCAGAUUUAUGCUUUAGAUCUGAUCAAUCUCAAGUUGACACAGACUUGUUCAAACCUGCAGGGACUCUGUCUGCGUCGCCGAGGUUUGGAUCUCUACCUAAAGUUGCCUUCGCCGGCUUCUGUGGCUACCUGGCUGGGAAAAUGUCCUACAUGAAGACGUGUCAGGAGAAGUUCAAGCGGCUGGAGAACUCUCCUUUGGGGGAAAUCCUCAGACAGAGAUCAGGGAUGCCUCCACAUGUAUCUGGUGCCGCUCAGUCAGAGCUGAGUGACCCGGACUCUCAGUCGUUUGGUACCAUGUUCCAGGCCGCCGAGGCCCCUGGCUCCGUCUCCUCCUCCAAAGAUUACGGAUAUAGUCUGGAUCCUCCUGAGCAAAUGGGAAGGAUGGACGACUUCAGCGCUCCAGUUCAGUCGUACGUGGACGAGGAGGAGCCACAGAGGAAGUCUGUCCUCUAUGAGGACCUGAGGCUCAAAAACAGGGAGAACUACGAGGUCACGCUCAUUCAGAAAGCGGACACCAUGAUCAAAACGUCCCAGAAGGAGGAACCGGCGCGACCGAAUAAGCAGGUGAAAAAGAACGUCUACGGAGACGCCUGGGAAGAAUGAGAGCAGACUGGAACGUUUGAGGCUUUUGUUGUGUCUUUGCAGCAGGAGGAGCUGCUUCUGUUUCCGCUUGUCAUUUAGCUUUUUCAGUCUGUGUGAAUUAAAAAGAAACAGUUGGACUGAA